Molecule: messenger RNA, 865 nt
Organism: Mercenaria mercenaria
Lineage: Eukaryota; Metazoa; Mollusca; Bivalvia; Venerida; Veneridae
Product: lactoperoxidase-like
Exons: 6
Coding region: 113-865 (250 amino acids)
Biological process (GO): response to oxidative stress
Molecular function (GO): peroxidase activity; heme binding
Source: RefSeq, a predicted model, not a curated record
CAGGAGUAUAUCAUAGUGGCAAGACUUCAGUCUUCGCAGGUUAACACGUAUUCCGGGAUAGCCUGCGCAGGUUUACACAUAUUUCAUAUUAAAGCAGGAUAGUAUUGUUUCCAUGGAUAUAGAGAUAUUUCUGCUCUACGCAUUGGCUGUACUUCAGGCCACAUGUGCUGGCCACGUGACUUUUAGCGAUCCGAAGGAAAUGAUGAUAAUCAACAAGCCUUAUCCCUUACUGCAGAGAGUAGAAGACGCACUCAGCAAUGCGAAAGAGUUCAAUCUUUUGAAAAGGGCGAAAAAUAAAGUGGAAAGAGAGUUGAACGGCGAAAAUUCUUACCGCUGUCCGCUGUCACUGCAUCAUGGGAAACGUGUUUCUAGUAAUUCGGAAGAAUACAGCAAAACGAAUGACGCACUUUUGGCUCUGCGGAUUCUAAUGAAUGAGCAUGGAUUUAGCCCAGAAGAUCUCCAGACAAGAACAGUUAGGAGUACUUUUAGUAAUGUUGACGAUUUAAAAUGCAGACUACCUGAUCCGGGAACUUGUGACUUCUACAGCAAAUAUAGAACCAUGAAUGGGUCUUGUAACAACAAAGACAAUCCACGGUGGGGGAUGGCAGGAAUGAUUCAAGAAAGAAUUCUGACAAGUGAAUACAAUAGUUUAUUUGGGGAUACCCGAACAACAGGUAUUGAUGGUAAAUCACUUCCGAAUCCCAGACAUAUCAGCAAUGCUGUUCAUGCUAACCCGAGUAAAGCAGAGUCUCUAAGCAGGACAAACACACUUCUUUUAUUUGCGUUUGGUCAAUUUCUAGACCACGAUAUUGCUAUGACUCCUGAGAGUGAGGUUAAUGACUGCUGCGAAAGUGACGAUGCGUAA